CUCGAGUUUACAGUUGAGUGCGCCAGGGCAGUACGGCUGAAUUAUAUAACUUUAAUGUACUCACGGGGUUUAAUGGCGCAACAGCGGAGGACAGCGCCUCAGAUCCGUCGCUCCAUCGCGGAUUUGUCCUGAAUUUCCUUGCGCACAAAGUGAUCGAUCACCCACUUCGCUUCUUUUUUCCUCCCCUGCACCGGCGACGUGUGUUAAAAGUUACCGACACAUCGAGCCCAGGCUGGGGCGCGCGCACGAUGGAUCGCUAAACUCCCGCGGGGUCAGCGACGCUCCUCUCGACUCGAGUUCGGAACAGUUCAACGCGGCGGACGAUGUGUUCCUGCCCCACGGCCGGAGAGGCAGCGACGGACGCGGCUGACAUUUCAAUGCGCAACGCUCCGGCGAGGAAGGGGCUUCAUCCGAGGGCUUGACUGGAUCGGUGGACGCUGCGUAAUUUCUCCGAAUAUUGUUCCUCCAAACUCGGGACCUAAAGCGGGACAUGACCUGAGCGGCGGGGAGUGCAUUGCCCCCUUUUCACCACAGGAUAAAGAUAUGGAUCAGGGUGGACUGAAGCGCAACGGUAAUCGAGACGACAGCCUGACAUUUGGGGAGACAGCAGUAGGCAGUGACACAGGUGACACGGCUGGUUCGCUGCUGCAGCCCGCUGCCAUGCACCUGCCCAGCCCGGGGUCCCUGGCCCAGCUCACAGUGACCCCGAACGGACGGGCUGCCACCAAAGACCAGGGGGAGUUCGGGGGCCUCUUCGAGUCCCCUCGUGGCCAGUGUGAGGGCUCGGACAUGAAGGAGGGUAAAAUCCUCAGGUUGCAGAAACGACAGCACCGGCCGGAUAUCGCUAUGUUCAACAUGGAGGACAAUUUGCCGUUGCUGAACCAGAGCAUUUCUGACCUUGAACGGACGUCCAGCCCUGUCAUCAGCAUCUCGCACACCUCCGUCCUGGGGAACCUGCCUUUGCCCAACCUUUUCCCCCAGCACAUCAAGCAGGAGGGAGGCUUUUCUCUGGAGAAGGACCUGGGAACCUACGGCGGACAUACAGGCGGCGGCCCGUGUGAUUUGGAUGGCAACAACGGUCGCCUUCUUGAGGAUACAGAGAUUUGGCAAGACCUGGACCUUCCCAAUUCAUUGCCAGAAAUCAGUGAUUUUGAGCUGGAUUCAGAAGUGGCACACUUGGAUAACAUCCUACAUGACGGCAGUGGCAGUCCGGCCGACGGCUUGCUCAAGGAAUCAAAGGCUCUGGUGGGUAACGGAGGAAACUGUACCAAUGUGAAUGGCACGGACAGGCAGCACCAAUUACAGCAGCAUCAACACCAGCAGCAGCAGCAGCAGCAGCAGCAGCAGCAGCAUCGCCAACUGCUGCAGCACCAGCAACAUCAGCUGCAGCAUCAGCAUCAGCAGCCUCCGUCGCUUCUCUCCAGCGUCAUGAUCAAGGAGGAGAAAGACCACGACAGCUCUUUCAUUCACAUCCGCACACCCGGCGUGGUCAAACAGGAGAAGCAGGAGAACGGCAGCUUCUGCCAGUCGCAGUGCCUCCAGAGCACCAUGGGCUCCCUGCAGGGAGGAGGCCCCAUGUCCUCGGCCACAGGUGUCGGCACAGGACCUGGGUACCACUACAAAGCCAGCCCGUCCUCCGCCGUGGGCCUGCAAGACCAGAAGCCUUUUGGCAUGUUCGCGAGCCUGCCUCCACUCGGGGAGAGCUGGACGAGGGGGGGCAGGUUUGGAGAGCCCUCCGGGAUACAGAGGGGCAACGAUGGGCUCCCCUCCGCAGCCAUGGCAGCCUUCUCCGUCAACUUCUCCAGCUCAUCUCCCAGAGCAGGAGAAACCAGCAGCUCUGCAGCGGCAGGCCAGUCCAAGCCCGGCGGUCAGACCCAUAAGAUCUGCCUGGUGUGUUCGGACGAGGCGUCGGGAUGCCACUACGGGGUCGUGACCUGCGGCAGCUGCAAGGUGUUCUUCAAGAGGGCCGUCGAAGGAUGGAGAGCACGCCAGAACACAGAUGGCCAACACAACUACCUCUGUGCAGGAAGGAACGACUGCAUCAUAGAUAAGAUCCGCAGGAAGAACUGUCCAGCCUGCCGCUUCAGGAAAUGUCUUCAAGCCGGAAUGAACUUGGAAGCGAGGAAAAACAAGAAGCUGAUCAAGAUGAAAGUGCAGCGCCCCCCCGGAGCGGCGGAGCCCAUCAGCAGCAUGCCGGUCUCCGUCAUCCCCAGGAUGCCCCAGCUCGUGCCCACCAUGCUGUCUGUGCUCAAAGCCAUCGAGCCGGAGGUCAUCUACUCGGGCUACGACAGCACUCUGCCCGACACCUCCACGCGGCUCAUGACCACCCUCAACAGGCUGGGGGGGCAGCAGGUCAUCUCUGCAGUCAAGUGGGCCAAGUCCCUGCCAGGCUUCCGCAACCUGCACCUGGACGACCAGAUGACGCUGCUGCAGUGCUCCUGGCUCUUCCUCAUGUCCUUCAGCCUGGGCUGGAGAUCGUAUGAGCAGUGCAACGGCAACAUGCUCUGCUUCGCCCCCGACCUCGUCAUCAACCAAGAGCGAAUGAAGCUGCCCUUCAUGAACGACCAGUGCGAGCAGAUGCUGAAGAUCUGCAACGAGUUUGUCCGACUGCAGGUGUCCUACGACGAGUACCUGUGCAUGAAGGUCCUCUUACUGCUGAGUACAGUGCCAAAGGACGGCCUGAAGAGCCAGGCGGUGUUUGACGAGAUCCGGAUGACGUAUAUCAAGGAGCUCGGCAAAGCCAUCGUCAAGAGAGAGGAGAACGCCAGUCAGAACUGGCAGCGCUUCUACCAGCUAACUAAGCUACUGGACUCCAUGCAGGAGAUGGUCGAGGGCCUCCUCCAGAUCUGUUUCUACACCUUUGUGAAUAAAACCCUCAGCGUGGAAUUCCCCGAGAUGCUGGCGGAGAUCAUCACCAACCAGAUACCAAAAUUCAAAGACGGGAGCGUCAAGCCUCUGCUGUUUCAUCAGAAAUGACUGCCUUAAAAACUGUGAAGCAAUGACUCAGAUCCUCCUCCAAGAGCACAAUACCUGGAGCCCCACGCCUCCCGAUCCGCUCCCCCGAAUUUGGCCGGACUACAGUGCAGGAGACCCGCCCACCGACCUGGGGCCCUUCCUCUCGGCGAACCAGGAAGAAAUUUUGGCCUCCAGAGGAAAUGUUUCUGGCUCUGAUUGUCUUGUGGGCAGGCUCCAUUCUGGUGAUCUACCCCCCACCCCCCUCACCUUCUCCUCCCACGUCUUUCCUGCCUCCAUUGUUCUACUGCUUUUCUUAGUGACCUGCCAACUCUUUACAACCAGCGUUUCCUCCUCCCUGGAUCAGCGACCUGCUGUUCCCUCGGCUCACCUGCCCCGGCCCCGGCCCCAGAUCCCCUGUGCGGAGAAUGUAGUGAGCCACUCGCUUGUUGUGGCGUUUCACAGAGAGAGAGAGCUGCUGGCGACUGAAGGGGGACAAACAAAACAACAAAAAGCCACACACAGACACAAAUUUGAAACAUACAACACAACACAAUCCUUUUUGUUUUCUCCCCCCCCCCCCCCCUCUGGACCCAAGGACAGUGAGGACAAACUGUUUUCAGCUGUUCACCUGACCACGGGAAGAAAAAACAAAACAAACCGCCAGAGGAUUGUUGUCCCCCCUUUUUCUUUUCUUUUUUUUUUGACCUCACAUGCGAGAGUCACGCAAACACACGCAGACAUGCAGUCACACAGAAACAUGUUUACACAGGAUGUAUCCGAGAAGGGAAAACCAGUGCCUUUUAGCUUUUUGAAGCUCUUCAUAGCCAUCCCCUCUAAACCGUUUGUUUCUUUGCAUGAGAAUGUAACCUCGACAUCCUUCCACAUAUUUUGUCUAUUUCCAGUUUUUCUUUUUUUUCUUCUUAUGCCGGCAAUUUUCUGUUUUCUUUUCCAAAUUGCCAUUUCAGUGUUUUCAAAAGUGGGCAGCUCUCUCUGCUCGGAUCUCUGCAGAUAGAAGAUGUUAGGAUCUUCAUGUUUUACAAAGCAAACAGUUUCAGCUAAAAGAACUUCAGGAUCACAAAUCUCACAAAAUGAUGCUUCAUGUGUCUUUUCCCCCCGGUGUGACGUAUAUUGGAUAAAUAUACAGGAUGUGCCGAUUUCAGAUCUCACUGUGUUGAAAAGUUACAGAAUGUCGAUUAUUUCAACAGAUGUAAGGUUGAAUACACGUCCAGAUAUUUCCCCCUCAUCUCCAGAAGAGCACUCAGUAGAACACAUGCCUCCGCCAGGGCCCCACAUUCUCAUUCAAGUCAAUCAAGCUGCACCAAAUUUCACACACUCAUAGAUAACAGUCAUCUUUAACGUGGCUGACUUUUUUUUUUCAUACGGAUUCAUCAGUUAUUCCCAGAAAAAAUCUGUGAUUAGAAAAGAAAGUGAUAGAAAGUUCUGUGGAAAACUGAUCUGUAGCUUUUGCGUUAAACCAACAAUCAGAUAAAUGGACAGGGGGCGAAAUGAUAUAUCUCUAAGCAGAGAGAAAAAAAAGAAGCAAAAGCUUGUUUGUGCUGAAACUGAAACCACUGGAAAUAUCAGAUGUUUUGUUAUAUUUAGCAACCGACUGACUUAAAUAUUCCAAUGCUUUGACUAAUCAAGUUUUUAUUCGCUAACUUUUGCAAAUUAUGGCUCAAAUGGAUCUUUUUUGUCUUUGAGAGAGAAUUUUUUUUUUUUUUUUAAUUAGAUCCCAUGAGUGUAUGUUGAUGAAAAGCCAUAAGUCAAACCCGUCCUGUCAUCGCCAGCCGCUUUAACAACGAGGAUCCAGUUUUAUUCACUUCUUUUUUUAAAUACACUGUCUUGGAACUGUCUCACCUGCUCAGGCCGCCUGUUGCUAUCUCAGAAAUCACAGAGAGGUGAAGUGCAGACGGGCUUGUUUCCUGGUGUGUGUGUGUGUGUGUUGCCACCUCAUAAGGUUACUAAACUGGUUCCAUUUUAAGAGAUAGGGUGUAAUAAUUCUCAAACUUCAACCUACUUAAAGUUUAUGAUUAACUUCACUGUGUAGUUCUCCUGAGGGGGGGAACAUUACCAUAAAAUACCAUGUUAGAUUGAAUUGACCCUUUAAUCAGCUUCAUCUCUGUGUUUGCACAAACCCGACCUGCAGAGAUUAUUAAGCUGUAGAGCUCAACAUGAAUGAAAAGGUAAAUACGUAUAUAUAUAUAUAUCUCUAUAUAUUUUGUAUAUGGGCUGCAGACAGACAUAAUCAACGAAGCCUCUGUUCUCGGCACAAGAUUUCACCUCAAAAGUUGAAAUAUUUUUGGAAGAAGACGCAGUUUGGUCCAAAUAAUAUUUUUUCGAUCUGAGCUCAGGCCCCACAGUGACUACAUCACCUGGAGGAUUUCCCCACUAGUGCCAAAUGCAAUGUGCAAGCUUUGUGUUUUUGAUUUGUUUUUUUUUGUUCUUUCUUUCUCGGAGUCGUGAUCGAGCGAUGAUUCAGUUGUGAUUCGACGUCACGUGGCCCUCUGCCUGAGGCUCCUCGUUCAUGAGAGGGAUCAGCGUCACACCUACACCAGCUAAAACCUACUGAUUGUUAUCACUCAAAUUAGUGUUUGUUCCAUUUAUCUUUUUUUUCCCAGCAGAUGCACACGAUUUUUGCAAAAUAAGCAGUACUUUCUAGAGUAGAUCAGCAUUUUGGUACAUUUGCAACAUGAAAAUAUGAUUGUACCUUCUUAAUGGGACAGCCAAAGCAAAAAAACAUGAACAGUUGUACCCGGGCUUCAGCGUGAACACACACACACACACACACACACACACACACACACACACACACACACACACACACACACACACACACACACACACACACACACACACACACACACACACACACACACACACACACACACACACACACACACACACACACACACACACACACACACACACACACACACACACACACACACACACAUCAUAAUAGACGCUGUUCUAUUUUCCUUAACCUUUUUGUGUAACGCCCCUGAAACCACACAGAUCUUCAGCUGUUGACUCUGAAUGGUACUCGUCCUUUCCGCGGCGUCUUCAGGUCUGAAUGGCCCAGGUAGCGGGUCGUCAUGGAGACCAGCCAUUUGUGUGUCACCCGCAGCUAACAGCCCAGCGGGGCUCUGGACACACACGAGCCACUAUUCAUUAAGAAGCCAUCAUGGUUUUUAAUCAGCCAUUCAGCCAAAGGACGGCCACUCGCACCGGGGAUGGUUCCAUGCACAGAGCCGGCUCCCAGCCUCACCUGCGAACUCGCUGCUGUGGCCUUGGGGCUUCUAAGAACACGGGGUUGAUGCCGCUCACGUCCUUGUCGAUGAUUCCCCGGGGGGGAGGGGGGUUGGGGACGAUUCGACUGAAGCGUGGUCUUAUCUGUUGGGGUAACUUUGCGUACAGUAUUAGUCGUUUCCGAGCCACGGUGCUUCAGAAAACCAGCUUUAACACGUAGACGUAACCAUAUCCCCGCUCACUUCUAAACGGCCAUAGGUGUAUAUAGCAGCGCAGACAUAUCCUCUAAGCAUAAAGUGUCUAUUACUACAAAAUAUUUUUACAUAGACAUAACCUCUAUAUUCCUACACAUUUUCUCUCUUUGCCUUUUAGCUUCAUGUUGGAAUAAAGGCCUUGAGAAAGGGAGACAGCGAGCCAUAGAAAUAAGAUUUCAAAAUCAGGAGACAGAUUAAACCCUUAAGAAAUACCGAUGCUUGUGGAGAUUGAUCUGUUGUAAAGAAGAAAAAAAAUAUAUAUGACAAUAUUUUCUGCAAUUUUUGAGAACAUCGGCUUGAUCCUCUUUGAUAUAAUAGUUUUGCUCAAAUCCUUUUUGUACAUUGAACGAGUCAAGAAAGUAAAUAUUUUUCUUUUUUUCUGUUUGUUGGAUUGUGUUUGAUUUAAAAAAAUAAAUAUAAAUUAAAAAAAGAGGUAGACGUGCUGAAUACAUUAGGAAGUGUAAAGCUUUUUUUUUUGUCUUGUGAAGUAAAUGUAAAUUUUACGAGUCAAUGGGAAAGUCUACACGAACGCUCACUGUGUUUUAAAUGUUAUGAGGAAAACGUGGGGGGGGGGGGGGGGAGAGGUUUAGUGUAAUAGAGUGACCAAAGCAGAGGAUUUAAAAUAAAAUAUAGAAAAGAUUUUAACAAACAAAAAGAAGUAUUCAAGUAGUUACAUUUUGAGUAGCACUUAUUAUCCAACUUGUAGUACUUCUAUCUUUAUUCGAAAGGUAUCUUUUGUAAAGGUCAAGGCUUUGGAUCUCAUGUAGAUUGCUGUGAGGAUUUACUGGUCACUUUAAAAUAGGAAAAGAAUAAAAAAUAAUACAAAAACCUGUUGAAUCUCCACAUGAAAGUAAAUCUGCCAGAGCCUGAUGGAAUUGCACUACCCUCCAACUGGUUGAUAAAAGUCUAUUUUGUAUAAAAUACAUGCAAAUGUUAUCUUUAAAGUUUAAGGGCAGAUCAUGUUUCAUUGUUAUAUAUGGCUAUGGCUUUCAUCGAAGUCUGUUCUGUUCGUAUUUCAGUUAUGUAAAUGUAAUCCAAUGUAAAAAAGACACAAAAAAAAGCAAACACAAAAGUAUAAAAUGUUUGUUUGAAAAAAACAAUAGUUUGUAUAACUUCUGUAUUACACCUCUUCUGUAGUCAGUGUCGAUAUUUUCACCUAUUUGAUUAAAUGUUGAAUUAAGUUAUCUGUGUUGUUCUUUGACAUUUGAAAACCUGUCGGUAACAUCUCAAUGUUUUCUGUCAUCACUGGUUAAAAGCUGAAAUUCGAAAGAACUGAUUUCUCUUCAGUUCCAACAUCUUACACAAUAAAGUUUUCUGUUUUCCAA
Pleuronectes platessa (European plaice) is the source of this 7783-nucleotide messenger RNA. Its product is annotated as glucocorticoid receptor. Gene Ontology annotation, molecular function: zinc ion binding; steroid binding; DNA-binding transcription factor activity. NCBI's taxonomy places the organism in Eukaryota, Metazoa, Chordata, Actinopteri, Pleuronectiformes, Pleuronectidae. The record is from RefSeq and is a predicted model, not a curated record. Gene Ontology annotation, cellular component: nucleus. The transcript is spliced from 10 exons. The coding region runs from base 544 to 2976 and encodes 810 amino acids. Gene Ontology annotation, biological process: nuclear receptor-mediated glucocorticoid signaling pathway; regulation of DNA-templated transcription.